Molecule: messenger RNA, 1938 nt
Organism: Durio zibethinus
Lineage: Eukaryota; Viridiplantae; Streptophyta; Magnoliopsida; Malvales; Malvaceae
Source: RefSeq, a predicted model, not a curated record
GUAGGUCAGGAAGGAAAAUACGUCUUAAUUUCCUCUUUUCUUUACAUUUUCUUUCAAAGAAACAUAUCAGUAGUUACCGCGAAAUUCUUAAUCUAUUCUACUUCACCAUUCAAACAAGAAGAUCCGAGCAUUUAAAUUUAGUAGCAAAUUUCCUUCGAUCAUCGGUUUUGCUCUCUUGUACUGAAUUAGGGUAACCUUCUUGUUCUCCUAUGGCCCUUUCCUCUCUCUUCUUUUAACACCGUUAAUUAGAUUUCCCUUAAUUUUCUAAGGUUUUCAGAUUCUCCGAAAUUUUCUUUCUUUCCUUCAAUUUUGACAGAGAAAACUUAAAAUUAGAUUUCCGUGGUUUUUGGGAUUGGUAUUGGGAAACUCGGGAUUUCGCUGGGAUUGGAUGGAGAAGUCGAUGAUACCGACAAAUCUUAGGCGGAAGCCUGAGAUGAGGUUACGCCGGAAAGGAGGACGGUCUCUUCGAGAGGUAUUAAAUGAGACAAGUUUGACCUAUCCACGCGACGCUAAUGCCUAUGUAAAUAGUCUUCUCAGGAUUCUACCACCACCCGGAGAGUCCGGAACUGUUUUUUCUCCGGAUCUUCAACAUCGGAACUCCGAUCCUAAUGCUUUCCGGAUCCCGCCAUCGCAAAACGAUCUGUCGGAUGAGCUGAACCCCAUUGAAUCGAGGCUAAGGAAGAGACCUUCCCAAAGCAGUGUCUCAGCUUCCCAACCGAUCCCGCCAUCGCAAAACGAUCUGUCGGAUGAGCUGAACCCCCUUGAAUCGAGGCUAAGUAAGAGUCCUUCCCAAAGCAGUGUCUCAGCUUCCCAACCGAUCCCGCCAUCGCAGAACGAUCUGUCGGAUGAGCUGAACCCCCCUGAAUCGAGGCUAAGUAAGAGUCCUUCCCAAAGCAGUGUCUCAGCUUCCCAACCGAUCCCGCCAUCGCAGAACGAUCUGUCGGGUGAGCUGAACCCCCCUGAAUCGAGGCUAAGUAAGAGUCCUUCCCAAAGCAGUGUCUCAGCUUCCCAAGCUGAAGACUUGAGCUCUGGAGUAAAAACGAAGGCCAAAACUGCUGCUGCUACCGAUAAGCUUAAAGCCUUAAAAUUUCUAGCUGCCAUUCUUCGAAUCGGACAUUGGGAGGUUAACGAGGAAUGGAUAUUUUUGCUCAUCAAUGUAGUUCUAGAGGUAUUGUUGGUGGCUUUGGAGCAAUGCGCCUCCCCUAAAAGACCUCAAUUUUCGCUAAUCGCUAUGGUCGUGUCCAUUGUGGCCAUGUUUACUUGCAUCAUUGAGCUCUUUGACAGGGGACGAAAAGCUAAAGUUGCAUUCAAACGACAGGGCCUGAGAAGUUGGUUUUACCACCCAUCUUCAAGUGAAAAGUCGUUCUAUUCCUUCAUCGACAUGUUUGCUUUGAUUUCUGGCCUUGUGCAGUACAUCUUUUCAGUUGUGGCAUAUUGCUAUCAUCGCAGGGGCCGCGAGAAUCCUAUCAAAGUAUCUGUUGUUUCUGUCAUCUUCAUCAUAUGCAUGGCCCUUUCUAAAUUUACUAGCAAUGAGAAUGUUGUAUCACCAUCAUUUAAACGGGGAUUUGAGGCAAAGACCCAAGUAUAAGGUUUCCUAUUAAAGACAAAACAGGCCAAAGAUCCCUUGUGUUGGUGGCAAGGAAUAAGCUCAAAAACUUCUGGAUUCCUGAUCCAAAUCUCACCUUACAGGAGAUGUAUAUAUCAACUAUCAAAUAAGCUAAGGAGAGCAAAGAAUAAGCAGUCGUAGGGACGAGUUUUUUUUUUUUUUUUUUUUUUUUUUUUUGUAAAAUCAAACAUGCAAAAGAGUUGUAGGAUUUACAAGCUUAAAUGGGGAUUUCUCUAUUGACUUUACUGAACUAUGGGCCAUUUUUAGUGGGGUUACUCCUGUUAAAUCCAUGAAUAUCAACAGGUUGGAAAUUGAAUCCGACUAUUUAACAU